Brassica rapa (field mustard) is the source of this 9797-nucleotide messenger RNA. Its product is annotated as pathogenesis-related leaf protein 6-like. Lineage: Eukaryota; Viridiplantae; Streptophyta; Magnoliopsida; Brassicales; Brassicaceae. The record is from RefSeq and is a predicted model, not a curated record.
AAAACUAUAUUUUAUGCCACGUGUCAUCUUUCGGGAUAAAUUUUUUCCGCUGAUGUGGACGCCCUAUGGAGCCUCAAAAGCUCCCUUUUAUUAGUAGAGAUUCAUCCACGUGUUUCUGAAAUUUACAUACCAAGUGCCUGUCUUAGUCAACUGCCUCAUUUCAAACAAGCAUCGUAAAAAAACGUAUAAAAAGAAAUGAAUCGUAGUUUUACUUCUAUUUUUUCAAGUUAAUAGUUUGAGAUACAUACCUUUAGAAUACAUGUCUUUCUACAUUAAAUAACUAAUUAUGAAUUGAUUUCAUAUAUAUAUAUAUAUAUAUAUAUACUUUUUAAUUUAUAUUAUAUAUAUAUAUAUAUAUAUAUAUAUAUAUAUUCUAUGAUCAUACGAAACCCCAACGUUUAGUGAUUUUAACAAACAAUGUAACUGCCGUCCCUAACAUUUUAGUGGCCUAAAGCAUAUUUUCAUAUGUGGCCUUAUAUUUAAAAUAUAUAAUUGUACAUAUUUUAUCAUCUUAUUUUAUUAAUAUUUUGAAUUUUUGCAAAAGACAAUAUAAAAUAUAUAAAUCAUCACUAAGGUUCUGAUUUUACUUGAUAUUUGUAAUUUAGUAGUUUUGGGUACGUUAAAAUUUUUCGUUUAUAUCUUUUCAAGCAUGAACCUUUUUUUUUUAAGAAAAUGUUGACUUUACUUGGUUUUUAAAGUGUAUUAAGUAUAAUCUAAUAAUACAUUGGUGAAAUUUUUGUUUGGAAAAGAUGGUUUCAAAAACUUAAACUAUAUAUAGGUUGAAAACCAUUUGUCUAAAAUGAGACAAAGAAACAGAAUAAAAAUGUAGUAAAAGAAAAGAAUACAAAUUAUUUGGUUAAAAAACUUUAAAGGUGAGGAAAAAAUUGUAUAAUCAAAAAAAUUAAUAAACCAAAUAAAAAAAGUGAUAAACCAUCUCCUUAACAAUAUAAUCGAACACAUCUGACAAGGAAGACAUUAAUUAAGAAAUCAAGUCACUUGAGCGAUAUACAUUUUAGAUACUUGGCCCAAAUUUUGUUUCAUUAAUUGGUGGUCUAAAGCAGCUGCUUUACCAGCCUUAGGGAAGGGACGGGUCUGUGUAAGGCUAAUGUUUAGCCUCAAUUAUGUAGGUACAUUAUAUUUUAAUUAUUUGAGAAACCGAAUGAAAUGAAUAGUUACCUUUACGAGGGACAUGUCUUUUCACAAUUUAGUUUAACAACUAUUUUAUUCAUCUAUAAAUAUAACUUAUCACUUUUUUAAUGCAACUUUCCUUUCAUCAAGCUACAAAAAAAAAUGGUGACAAAUAGGUUUCAACGAGACACAAAAUGAAUAUCAAUCCCGGUAAUUUUCCACUCAAAAUUGUUAUACUUUUUUUUUGUAAAAAACAAAAUUGACAAUUAAAAAAAGCAAGAUGCGGUAUUGAACACAUAUAUUUAAUUGAGCCGUCUUAGUAUGUGUCAUUUCAUCAAAAUAAUUGUAUAGAUUAAAACAUUCUUCUUUAUGAAUGAGUUUAAUUACACUUAAAUGGAAGUAGAUUGUUAGAGAUUUAAGUGAAUUUUGCUAUCACUUAAGUUACUAUUGCAAUUGUUUGGUGAACAUGUGCAACUAAUCAAAUGAAAUAUUUUAACUGUUGGUGACUGCAAUUUUUAGUGAUAAACCAUUACAACUUUUGAUGAUAAAUAAUUACAAUUAUUGGUGAUUGCAGUCUUUAGUGAUAAACCAUUGUAAUUUUUGGAAUUAAUUAUUUGAAACCUUUAGCUAAGCAUUGCAAUUUUGUUUUGUUAUUGCAACCCAUAGUAUUUUAUAUAAAGUUACAUUAUUACUUUAGUAUAUGAUUAGACUACAACGUGUUUUUAAUUAGUUUCAAAUAUUGAUUUGUAUUCGAGAUUUCAAAAUAAUUAAACUAAAUGGAUAAUAAGACAUAUAUCUUACUUUGAUAUGGACAUAUUUAAUUUUGUUACAACCAAAUCUAUAAAACAAAAUAUAUAUUUUUAGUAUUAUUGAUAAAUAAAUAUAUCAGCAUGCAAUAUACUUUUGUAAUACAUGUAUUUCUUCGAGAUCAGUUGUAAAAUGUUUAUUAAAAAAAUUCUUUAUAGAAAUAUAACUUAUUUAUUAUUAUAAAAUGAGAUGUGCGAUAUCACACGGGUUCCUUACCUAGUUUUUCUAAUAGAAAUUUAGUAUAAUGUAUUUGAGCUUGGUAUGACUAAUUCAGGGAUGAGUAAGCUUAAAAACUUUUAUUCUUAUCUUACAUACAAAAACAGAAAAAUACACAGAAAUUUAUAAAUCUAAGGUUGUAACUGGUUCUUUAGUAGGAAUGUCAUGAAUAAAAAUAAUGAAUAUUUUUGGAAUAGGAAAAAAUGGAAUGAUGAAUAAAAUGGAAUUGAAACUGAAAUUAUGAAUGGAGUUGUUGAUUCCACUCAUUCUAUUUAUUCACGAAGGUUUAUUUUGUGGAACAAAAAUAAUGAAUUUUACAAAGGAUUUUCAUUUUUGUUUCAUUUCAAAAAUGGUAUUGUUUUGGAAUAGUACUCAUUGUGACUGGUAAAUAUUUUAUGGAAUGUUAUGAAAUGAUGCAUUCCAAACAAAUCUAUUUCACAAAAUUGCAUUCCGCAGCAUAACUUCUUAGGAGAAGAAGAUGAAAACUAUAGAAUGAAAAACUUGAAAAAAAAAACAAUAAACUGUGAAAAAAAUGAGUAAAGUACGAAUCAAUUGAAAAAGAACAUUAAACGAAGGGUGUAACUGGUAAACAAAUAUAGAAUUUAUGGAAUUUAAAAUAAAUGGAAUGGUAGGAAUAUAAUGCAGCAAAAAAUGGAAUGAAAUUCAUUCCAUUAAUUCAUGAUCAAAUUUGUUAUGAAAUGAUUCUUUUUGUAUUUUCUCUAUUUAUUUUUGGAAUUGAUGGAAUGAAUAUUUCAUUCCAUUCAUGUUAAAUGGUAAAUUUUUUUAUGAAAUUAAUGAAAUAGACAAUUCUACGUCAUUUUAUUCCAAAUAGUUACAAUCCAGUUGUAGCUGAAUAUUUAGAGUAUGACCAAGGGAAAACGAGUAAAGUAUUUUUCAAAAAAAAAAAGAAAAAAACGAGUAAAGUACUGCUUCUUGCAGUUGCCAGUCUUAAUCUUUCUAGAUAAUACCUUUUCUAAGCUCUUAACAAACAAACAAAAAAAAAUACACCGUAGAGGUAAUCCUAAUUUUCAUUUUUUUGUUUGUUUGUUAAUUCUCGUAUUGAAAUGAAGGAACUCAAUUGGUCUCAUUUGACGUUUUUGCAGCCUUACACUUUUGUUAGAAGUAGCUAAAAAUGUUAACAACGAAAUAGCUUAUCUAAACGAUUCAACCUCAUAGAUCAGAGGGCCGAGAACACCAAGGGUAAGUGGCUAUAUAUAUGGCAUCAACCUUCUUUGUGCUUCUCAGGCGUAAUGAUUCAACCCCAUCUCUUCAAUAUGAGGUUACAAUGUUAAUGGCUUUGACCCCGACGCAAACAAUUAAUUAAUAUAUUCGUCUAAGAACUCAUCAAAAAUCAGUUAAAAAAAAACUCAUCAAAAAUUUAAUACUUUUUUAUAUUUUAGAUAGGUUUAUAUUUGAGAACGUUUCAACCGCUUUUGCCAGUGGGUCCUCACGCACGCCUGUUCACUCGGACAUGUGGGCUCUACCACCUAGUCGACGACCGGUUUGCUAAAUUUUGAAGGCUUUCGAAAACUUUUUCAUUGACCCUUUAAAUACAUAUGCAAAUCUUUUUCUAAUAGGGUCAUUUAUCCUUUAAAUACUGUAUCUCAAGCACUAUUAAUUUUGAAGUUCUAUUUGGACAAAUGAUUAAAAAGAAAAGUGCAUUUUGGUGAUAUAUGUAAUCAAAUCAAAUUAUAUUAAGCUUUUCGUAUAUAUACUACCAAUCGGAAACGUAACAACAUUAGUGUUAAUUGUUUGGGUUGAAAGGAUGCAAAUACAUAUCCGUUCUUUUGAACUCGUUAUUAGAAUGCAUCAUAUGCUCGCAUGUGAUGAAUCCUUAGAAUUCAAUCCGGGCAGGGUGAAUUCACGGUUCCUUAAUAUCGUGAUCCACUGUCUACAUCCACUUGGGUUCAUUCACCCCUUCUGUAUUGUCUUUACACUCAAUCUAUAUUUUCUUGAAAAAAAAAUUAUAUAGAGAUUGGUACAAGUUGUUAAUUAGAGUUUGUACUAACCUUGGAAUGACCCACUUGACGUUCUAAGCGGCGGAGAAUCACAUCCAUGCACAUGCCAGUUACCGUAGGCAAACAAAUAGACAUUGCUAUUAGAAUUUCUAUACACUUUCAAAUUAUAAAAUAUAUGGAUGGUACGUCCUAUCAAGAAAAAGAAGACGAAAAUGCUAAUUAACUAUAGAACUAGUUAACAAUUUUUUUUAAAAAAACUAGGGUUAUUUUCUACAAAAAUUGUUAUCUUCUUUUCACUUGCAAUUAAAGUAAUAGUUUUAUAAUUGAGACUUCUCAUUACUUUAUCUUCUGUUUAGACCAAAUAGAUCUAGCUAAUGUUUGCUUAAUAGUGAUAAAGUCAUGAUAACACUUUUAUAUAUCAGUUUACUUCACUAUAAAACUACAUUUUAUGUAUGUACUUUAAAAAGAAAAGUCAAUUCUCCAAUGUCAAAGUUUCCCAGAACCACUAGCUAACCUCGCAUGCAAAUAACGCCUAUAUAAGUGAGACCCAAGCAUACACUCCUCAUACCUACUCAUAACACAAACAAUAUAUUUUCCUCUUACACACAAACAUCAAAGAAUCAAAAUUUUGAUAAUGAAUACUUUCACAGCCACAUCAGUUCUAAUCGUUGCGAUUAGCGUUUUGCUUAUUGCAUCCAGCGUUCAAAGCACUGAACAGCAAGACUUCAUAAACACUCACAACGCCGCACGUUCGCAGGUUGGAGUACCGAACCUUGUAUGGGAUGCAACAGUCGCGAGCUACGCACUGAACUACGCAAACGCUAGAAAAUCCGACUGCAACCUCGUGCACUCGACCGGACCAUAUGGGGAAAACCUAGCCAAGGGAAGUAGCAGUACGUUCUCCGCCAUAUCGGCCGUGAAUCUUUGGGUCGCUGAGAAACCUUACUACAACUACACUACCAAUUCUUGCACAGGUGGACAACAAUGCUUGCAUUACACGCAGGUGGUGUGGAGAGAGUCAGUGAAAUUAGGGUGCGGUAGGGUUCAGUGCACCAAUGGUUGGUGGUUCGUGACUUGUAACUAUGACACACCCGGCAAUUACAUCGGAGAGUACCCUUACUAAGCUUGACAUUAAUAUGAACUAUACCAUAAUUUGUAUAUGAACAAUUAUGAUUAAAGUUAAUCUGAAGUACUGCUUUUAAAUAAAACAACACUCCUUUUAUUCAGGAUGUCGUAACUUAUGAUUACACAUAAAGAGGUUGUAAGGUUUACCAGUUGUUAUUUUCCAAUUUUAAUUAUGUUUCGAGAAUGUUUGGUCUACUCGUAUAUGCAUAAGAUAUAUAUAAUAUUAUGGAGAUUGACAUGUAUGAAACUGAAUUAUCAAAUAAUAUAUAUAUAUAUAUAUAUAUAUAUAUUUUGUAACUGAUUAUCAAAUAAUAUUAUGGAGAUUAAACUUUACAAACAACCAAUUGGAACCUACAAUUACUUUUUGUUCAAUAUAUAUGUCCAUAUCGUGUGGAAAAUGUUAGCUUGGUCAUAUAUUCGUCUUCUCGAUUUACAAUUUUCCUUUAUGUCAUCAUUAUCUCUAAAUGAAGUAGACAUAUCGUUCACCAUCUCAUUCUUAUACACUGCGAAAGUGCGAAUACAUGAUUUUUUUUACAUAACAAACUAACCUCAAUCUGAUAUAUUUAGCAUUUCAUGAAAAUUAUAUCAAAAAAAUCAUAUACUUUACACAAUACGUUUUAGUAAUUCAUUUUAAAAUCACUAUAAGGUGAAGAUGUUCUGUUCUCAUAUCUUUUAUUAGACAACUGGAUGUGAACUGGAUUAUAUUCUGCACAUAACUAAAAUUGUUAAUUAAAAAAUAUACACGAAACAAUUGGUGAUCGUAUAGCCUAUUUUAAAAAGUCUUCCACGGUAUGCACUCACUAUGGCAACAACUUAAAAUAGGGAUAUAAUAUUUUAAACUUAACUUCCACGUUUUGCUUAAGAUAUUCGGCGUGGUUCAUUCGUAUUUAGUUUGUCGUAUUUAAUUAAACGUUCUUAUUAGGAAGAUUUUGGAGAUAGUGCAAUCAAUUUUAAAAUUAUACAAUAUGAAUAUUCUACGUAAAAUUAACAUCAUAAUUUGCAUAUAUAUUAGGCGUGAUACAAUCCUAAAUAACCUGCCUUAGUGCAAUCGAUUUGUUAUUUUGUUCUAUCAAAAAUAAAUAUUCCCAUCAACAACCCUAAAAUCAAGCACCAUAUACAUUACAACAUUUGAACCAUGAUACAUGUCAUCAAGAGAAUCAAUUUCAAAAUCUUUAUAAAAAUAAUUUUGUUCAUCUAAACAUAUAGUAUACUUUUCAUUAACUCGAAUCAUAUAAUUAAUUAUUAAUAUACAAAUAUUCUUUCAGUAUUUCCUCAAAUAGAACAUAUGAAAUUACCCAAUCUGAUCAAAAUAUAUAUGAUAAUUAAUGAUUUUAAAUAAUAAAGAUUUGAUAAUAAUUUAUACAUUUUCUAUCAUUUUUGUUUUACAUUAAUAUUAUUAAAAACAAUUAGACAAUCAAAUUAACCAAAUAAUUAAAAAAUUUAUUUUUCUAUAUAUGUUAUAUAUUGAAUUUUUAAAAACGAAUAUAAAUUAAUAAACUUUUAAAAAAUCUCACUUCAAAAAUUUGUGAUCAGUGGUUUAAUUUUUAUUUAUAAAUUAUGACUAAAAUAACUUAUUUAAUAAAUAUUAGAUAAUAUAUAUAUAUAUAUUAAUAUUGUUUAAAUUAAAUUAUAUACUAUAUAGAAUGCAUAAAUAUUUAAAUUUCAAAAUUUUAUUGAACAAAUAUUAAGAAUUUAAUAUUUUAGUUUCAAAAUUUUCAUUGAAUUUUUAAAAAUGAUUAUAAAUUAAUAAAAAGAUUAAAAUUUCCAUAUUGAAAAUUUUGUUAUCAAGGUUUCAAUUUUUUUUUAUAAAAAUACAAUGAUCAUAAAACUAUGUGAAUAGGAAAAUUUUAUUUGAUAAAUAAUCAUAUUAAAAAAAUAUACCAUACAUCAAUGUUCAUAUCAUUUAAAUUUAAUUAUAAACAAUAUAAAAGAUAAAAAUUAUUAUUUAGAUUUAUUUACCAUAAAAUAACUGUAAAUAACAAGGAUUAUUUUGAUUUAUAUGUCCGCGCCAAUUUAGUUAUAAAUGUAAUAGUCACUGACUUCUCACUAAUUUAAUAUAAGUAAAAUAAACGCAAACAAAUAAUAAUACAUAAAAUUGUAUGUAUAUACAACAUUCAUGCCGCGCAAAACGCAUAUCUUAAUCUAGUCUAAAUAUUUAAAAAAAAUUUCUAUAUUUUAUCGAUCACGUUAUAUAUAGUGUGUACUAUAUAACAACUCGAGUUUAACAGAGUAUUUUCAUGUUGGCUUAUUAUUAUAUAUAUAUAUAUAUAUAUAUAUAUAUAUAUAUAUAUAUAUAUAUAUAUAUAUAUAUAUAUUUCAAAUCCAUUAAAAACUAAAUUUUUAUGGUUUAACUAUGUUGAACAAAUUGAGUCUUAUAGUGAAGAAACAAAGGAUCAAAAGAUAAUAUGUUCGAUCAAAUUUGAUAAAAUUAGCUUUUACAAAGAUAUAAACUUGACCAUCUAAAAUCUAUAUACAAAAAACAUCUGCGGGCAAGCGUGCUGAUCAAGCUCUAAUUUUAUGAUUAAGCUUCAAAAAUAAAAGUCAAUUCUUCAAUGUCAAAGUUUCACAGAACCACUAAGCUAAUCUCUAAUCUCAUGUGUACUCACUGCCUAUAUAAGUGAGACCUGACUCCUCAUACUUACCCACAACACAACCAAUGUUUUUUUUUCUCUUAACACAAACAUCAAUUCAAUAAUGAGUACUUUCACAACCACAUCAGUUCUAAUCGUUGCGAUUAGCAUUUUGAUUAUUGCAUCCAGCGUUCAAAGUACUGAACAACAAGACUACUUAAACACUCACAACGCUGCACGUUCGCAGGUUGGAGUACCAAACAUUGUAUGGAACGCAACGAUCGCGAGCUACGCACUGAACUAUGCAAACGCUAGAAGAUCUGACUGCAACCUCGUGUACUCGGCUGGACCGUAUAGAGAAAAUCUAGCCAAGGGAAGUAGCAGCACUUUCUCGGCCAUAUCGGCCGUGAAUCUUUGGGUCGCUGAGAAACCUUACUACAACUACAGUACCAAUUCUUGCACAGGUAUAUACUGUAUACAACACUGUCAAUUCGUAUUACGUUAUUUUAACAAGGUUGCAUAAAUGCAUAAUAUAUAUAAAUCAACUACAGGUGGAAAACAUUGCUUUCAUUACACGCAAGUGGUGUGGAGAGAUUCAGUGAAGUUAGGCUGCGCUAGGGUUCAGUGCACAAAUGGUUGGUGGUUUGUGAUUUGUAACUAUGACACACCCGGCAAUUACAUCGGACAGUACCCGUACUAAUCUUGACACUAACAUGAACUCUACCGUAAUGUAUAUAUGAAUAAUUAUUAUUAAAGUUAAUCUGAAGUACUGCUUUUAAAUAAAAUAAAACUCCUUUUAUUCAAUACUAGGAUCGUGUCCGCGCUACGCGCGGAUAUUGGAUGAAGUUAAAAUUUGUAUAUGAUUAUAGUUGUGGCUGUUUCUGGUUGUUGUUAAAAUAGAUUUAAAGUAAUUAUAAGAAUGAAUAUAUGACACUAAGUUUUUUAAGAUUGAUUGUUCAUUUUUUUAUGCGAAUAUAGUAGGAAGUCAAUCGAUAGAGAUGUAAAAGUAGAGGGGAGUUGAUAUUUUUGGUUGUGUAAAGUGGUUUUCUGUAGUAAUGGAAAUUAAAUUAACGUGUUGAAAAUUAAAAAUAUGUAAAAGAACUUCGUAAUUGAGAUAUUGUUUAGCAUUAUGGUGUUUUGAAUUUGAACAUAAUCUUUUAAAAGUGUGUUUAGGUCUUUCAUUAAUAAACUAAUUAGAAAUUUUAUGAAUUACAUGGAAAAAAGGCCCGUUGAAAAAAACUUAUGAACGAAAAACCAGAUAAAUUGAUCGAGAAUUUAAUACUAAGGUUUUGUUGUGUUACUUUCAAAGUAUAACCUACCAGAUCAAACUAUCUCUACCCUUAAUUUUGCACUUAAUAGUUAAGAUGUUCUGUCCGAAUUUUAGACAAAUGAUUUCUUGGAUUCCAAAGAGGGGUGAUUGGGUUCGUAUGUGUUCGAGAAUUCUAUAAACGCACAGUAAAGUUGUAAUUUUGAUUUACCUCCAGCAGGUGGAGGAUCAUUGUGGUUUGAUUUGACCACCAUGUUGAGGAAAACGACCCUUUGACGAAAGAAAUAAUUAGAAAAUGAGUCAGCGAAAGAGAGAGAUCUUGAAAUGUGGAAAUCCACUGAUUGAGUAACUUACACGUAAUAGUUGUAUCCGCCUUUCUUCUCGUUGCAAAUUUCUGAGUGGAAGAUGAUGUGAAUGUUAUGUGGAGCUGAGGUUGUUAACCGGUUUGUAUCAAAUAUGCAAUGUUACUGAAUUUAUUCGUAUAUUUUGUUGAUUUGUAUUGAUGAGACAAAAGAUUUUUUUGAACUUUCAGUGAUUGCCGCCGGUGAUUGUGGCAGGAGAUGUGCUACUUGCCUUUCUGAUAUUAUUGUCUAUCGAGAAGAACAUUUAGGUAUUAUAAUCUAUUGAAGAUUUUUAUAUUUAAUGUGAUACGUUUAAAAUAUGAAAAUUUUGUGUGAAUUAAAAUAAUUAGUUACAGUCAUCAAAUUGAAGCGAGAGAAAAAAAAA